Messenger RNA from Thermothelomyces thermophilus ATCC 42464, 4280 nucleotides. RefSeq lists its product as uncharacterized. Gene Ontology annotation, cellular component: exosome (RNase complex); P-body. The transcript is spliced from 4 exons. Gene Ontology annotation, biological process: mRNA catabolic process. The coding region runs from base 131 to 4150 and encodes 1339 amino acids. NCBI's taxonomy places the organism in Eukaryota, Fungi, Ascomycota, Sordariomycetes, Sordariales, Chaetomiaceae. The record is from RefSeq and is a predicted model, not a curated record. Gene Ontology annotation, molecular function: RNA binding; 3'-5'-RNA exonuclease activity.
ACAACGCCUGGUCCAUUGCUUCCUGCAAACGCAUUCGAACAGAUUCUGUUUCGCACUCGACGUGCAUUCUUCGACCCGAUCGAUCUGCGCUGCUCUCCCUCUUGCCGCCUGUUGAGGAACAACCGCCGCAAUGGAUCAACAACAGCAGCAGCACCAACAGCAGCCUCAGCCUGGAGGUGUUCCCGGGCCCGCUGGGCGCCGGCUGCACAUUGCUCAUCGCAGAAGCCCGUCGGAGUUGACCCCAUUGAUGAUGGAACAGCUGGCAAUCCAGCAGCAGAUUGAGCUGUUGCAGCAACAGCAACACCAGCUCCAGGCGACCUACCAGCAAAUGAGCAUGCUGCCGGGCCAAGCCAUUAGCGCUGGAGGUUACAACCCGCUGCAGGCAAUGUCCAACAUGUCGCCGCAAGCCGGCUAUCAGUUCCCGACCCAGCUUCCGCAGCAGAACGUGGCUUUGGCUCCGCCAACACAACCGAUGUCACAUCGCCGUAAUCAGUCGGCUCUCCCUAACAUGGGCAUGGGCCCACCGCCUGCACCAUCGUCUGGUGCUUCCGGAUCUGCCUUUGGCAAUUUUGAAAACUCUCAGGGGCAAGGUCGUGAGAAUGCUGGCACUCGUGGCGGCCGCGGCGGCGGCUCUGGAGGCGGCCAUCAGAGGCGUCAUUCCUUGGCUCUAGCCGACGCUAAGAAGGCCGCCGAGGCCGCCCAGCGAAAGCGCACCACCUCUGCCUUUCAAUUCCCUGCUCCCGGUGCCUCGACCUCCACUGAAACCCAGGAGGAUAAGGACAAGGACAAGGAGGCGAGCCCCGAGAGUACCCCUGCACCGGCUCCGUCUUUCCGCGGCGGGCGCGGCGGUCAUGGUCGCAGCCAGAGCAUGGCUGUUGGCGGUGACUUCCCCCGCCGUGGUGCUGGUGGCGGUCAUGUCCGCACUUCGUCCCGCAACUUUGACAGCAACUGGCGCACGCAAGGUCAGAACCAAGCCCAGGACCAGACCGGUGCCGCUCAGAAUCAGGGGUUCCAGCCGGGCCACCGUAGCCGGAGCUCCGUCAACCACCAGUCCAUCUCAAACAUGGGAGGUUUCCAGUAUCCAGGCCAACCUCAGCUGAUGCAGCUCCCUGGCCAGAUGAUGAUUCCCAACAUUUACGGCGCCCAGCAGCUGAAUCCCAUGCAGCUCAAUCAGCUGCAAGCUCUCCAGGUUGCGUCCAUGAAUGGCCAGCACCUGGCCGGGCUCCAGGCAAGCCAGCAUGCUCCCCAAUUGGGCGCCCAGCCGUCUCAGCAGCAGCAGCAGCAGCAGCAGCGCAAGACCCUCUUUACCCCAUACUUGCCGCAGGCUUCGCUCCCCGCUCUCCUGGCUGAUGGUAAACUUGUUUCUGGCAUUCUGCGAGUGAACAAGAAGAACAGGAGCGAUGCGUACGUCUCGACUCAGGAUGGUCUUCUUGACGCCGACAUCUUCAUCUGCGGCAGCAAGGACCGUAACCGUGCCCUCGAGGGAGAUCUUGUCGCCGUUGAGCUCCUCGAUGUUGAUGAGGUCUGGGCCCAGAAACGCGAGAAAGAGGAGAAGAAGAAACGCAAGGACAUCACUGAUACGCGUUCCGGAUCUACUGCUGGCACUGGCCAGGCUGGCGGCAACGGUGACGAUAACGGCGCAGGUGAUGGUGGAAUUCGCCGCCGUGGCAGUCUCAGGCAGCGGCCCACUCAGAAGAAGAACGAUGACGUUGAAGUUGAGGGCCAGAGCCUGCUCCUUGUUGAGGAGGAAGAGAUCAGCGAUGAGCAGAAACCUCUUUACGCCGGCCACAUCGUUGCCGUCAUUGAGCGCGUCGCGGGCCAGAUGUUCUCUGGCACGCUGGGUCUCCUCCGUCCUAGCAGCCAGGCAACCAAGGAGAAGCAGGAGGCUGAGCGAGCUGCACGCGACGGCGGCGUGUCGCGGCAGCCGGAGUCUCGCACACAAGAGAAGCCCAAGAUCGUCUGGUUCAAGCCGACAGACAAGCGUGUCCCCCUAAUCGCCAUUCCGACGGAGCAGGCUCCUCGCGACUUUGUUGAGAAGCACCAAGAAUACGCCGAUCAGAUUUUCGUGGCUUGCAUCAAGCGCUGGCCCAUUACUUCACUGCACCCGUUCGGUACCCUGGUCGAGAAGCUUGGGAAAAUGGGUGAUAUCAAGGUUGAGACAGACGCCCUCCUCCGAGACAAUAACUUUUCGUCGGACGAGUUCGCCGAGGCCGUUCUGCGCAGCGUAGGCCUCCAGGACUGGACGAUAGCCAAGGAGGAUGAGGCUGCCAUCUCUUCUCGAAGGGAUUUCCGUGACGAGAAGGUCUUCACUCUCGAUUUGAACGGUUCCGCCGAGCUUGGAAAUGGUGUUCACGUCAAAACUUUGCCUGAUGGCAAGAUCGAGAUUGGCAUCCACGUGCCAGAUGUUACUCAUUUUGUCAAACCUAAUUCGCUGCUGGAUCGCGAGGCAAAGAAGCGCGGCACUGCAGUUCACCUUGUCAACCGAUUCUGCGCACUUCUUCCGCCAAAGCUGUCGGGAGAGGUCUGCUCGCUCAUUCCGAACCAAGACCGACUGACUGUCAGCGUCGUUUUCCACGUCAAUCCGUUGACUGGCGCGGUUGCCGAGGGCGAUGUCUGGAUCGGGAAGAGUAUCGUCAAGAGCGCCGGCAAGCUCUCGCUCUCGCAGAUGGAUGAGGCCAUCUCUGGCACCGCUGGGUUCAACCACGAGGUUGUGGAGGCUAAAGACAUUGAGCUGCUCAACGGCCUGACUCGGAAGUUCCGCGAGACACGCCUAGGUGCUGGCGGCGAAGCGAUCGCCCCCUUGCGUCUCUUGCAGCAAUUGGAUGAUGAGAACAUUCCCGUCAAGCAUAACAUCUUCGAUACCACCCCGGCGACAGAAUUGGUUGAGGAACUCAUGCACAAGGCCAACGAGUUUGUUGCUCAGCGCUUGGCACGCGCGCUGCCUGAGAAAGCGCUGCUGCGUCGUCACGCAGCUCCUAUUCCGCGCCGUCUGCAGACCUUUGUGGAACGUAUGACGGCACUCGGUUAUGAGAUUGAUUCUUCGAGCAGCGGCACGCUCCAGAACAGCCUCUUCCGAGUCGAGGAUGCUGAUAUCAGAAAGGGCAUGGAGACCCUGCUUCUCAAGUCGAUGCAACGCGCCAAAUAUUUCAUCGCGGGCAAGACGGCCAAGCACCUCUGGGCUCAUUACUCGCUCAACCUGCCGCUCUAUACUCACUUCACCAGCCCGACUAGACGCUACGCCGAUAUCCUAGUCCACCGACAACUGGAGGCCGUCCUUUCUGACGGCAAGGUGGAGUACAACGAGGAUUUGGAUAGUCUCGUGAAGACGGUUGAGGCUUGCAACACGAAGAAGGAUUCGGCGCAGAAUGCUCAAGAACAGAGCAUCCACAUUGAGGCGUGCCGCGCCAUGGAUAAGAAGCGUCAAGAAUUGAACGGCGACUUGAUCAGCGAAGGCAUUGUUCUCUGUGUCUACGAGUCGGCCUUCGAUGUUCUUAUUCCUGAAUGGGGCUUCGAGAAGCGGGUGCACUGUGACCAGCUUCCCUUGAAGAAGGCGGAGUUCCGGAAGGAGAAGAGGAUUCUGGAGCUCUACUGGGAGAAGGGCGUUCCCAGCUCUGCGUACGUGCCCGAGGACGAACGCCCCAAGGCUGCCCUGUCUCAGCGGUAUUCGAGCGCUCUGGCCGCUGCGCGCCAAGCCGAGGAGGCUGAGCGGGCCAAGAAGGAACGCGAAGAGGCAACAAGAAAGCAAACGGAGACGGGUACCAUUUCAACGGAUGACGUCGAUGCCCUAUUUGAUGACGACGAAGACAACGUGUCCGAUAAUGCGUCGGACAUUACGGAAGCGAUGGCCGGAGCAUCGUUGGCGGAACGGCCAACACAGAGCGUUCCUGGAUCGCCUACGCGAUCCCCCGCGGAUGCGGCCGGUGAUCUCCACCGCACUCGGUCGGACUCCAAAGUGCCCACGGCCGACGUGCCGGAGACGCGUCUGACGAACAAGGAGAAGUACCUCAAGUUGUUCAAGCUCAGGGAGGAAGGGGGUGACUAUAUCCAGGAUGUGACGGAGAUGACGCGGGUGCCGGUCAUUCUGAAGACUGAUCUCACCAAGAGCCCACCGUGUCUGACAAUCCGGUCUCUCAACCCGUACGCGCUCUAGGCUACCUGGCCUUAUACAAGACAUUUGGAAUGUCAUUGCGUGAGGUGAUAAUUGCCGCGCAGUGAAGCACCUGAGAAAACAGGGGAAGAGUCAGAGGUUCGGUAGUGUCUGGUAUAUCAAGUUGGCAGCA